Messenger RNA from Trypanosoma brucei brucei TREU927, 1716 nucleotides. RefSeq names its product malic enzyme, putative. Gene Ontology annotation, cellular component: mitochondrion. The transcript has a single exon. Gene Ontology annotation, molecular function: NAD binding; malate dehydrogenase (decarboxylating) (NAD+) activity. The record is from RefSeq and is a predicted model, not a curated record. Bases 1 to 1716 code for a protein of 571 amino acids. NCBI's taxonomy places the organism in Eukaryota, Euglenozoa, Kinetoplastea, Trypanosomatida, Trypanosomatidae. Gene Ontology annotation, biological process: pyruvate metabolic process; malate metabolic process.
AUGUUGGGUCGUUCGUUUAAACUUUGUGUUUCCACAAACGCCCGUGGGAUCGAUUUUCUCCGCAACCGUUUCACCAAUAAGUCAACCGCGUUCACACGGAAGGAACGAGAACACCUCGGUGUUGUUGGGCUACUUCCACCCGCGGAGGAGACACUUGACGACCAUGUCAAGCGCUGCUGGACACAAUUGACCCAUUUGGAGUACCCAAUCAACAAAUACCAACUCUUACAGGGAAUUCUCAGCACUAAUACUGUUCUUUAUUACAAGAUUGUGGAAACCUACAUGAAGGAAACACUUCCAAUUAUUUACACACCUACAGUGGGAGAGGCUUGUCAAAAAUACGGAAACAUCUUUCAAAGAGACCAUGGACUCUACAUAAGCAUGAAGGAACGUGGGGUGAUCCGGCAGACCCUUGAAAACCUUCGGAAACCUGAGGUUGAAGUUAUUGUAAUAACUGAUGGUUCUCGCAUCUUGGGUCUUGGUGACCUCGGAGCAAACGGUAUGGGCAUCAGCAUUGGCAAAUGUUCACUAUACGUUGCCGCCGGUGGAAUUAACCCGAGCCGCAUCCUACCAGUUAUGAUGGACGUGGGGACAGAUAAUGAAGGACUUCGUGCGGAUCCUCAAUAUCUUGGUUUGCGCCAAAAACGCCCCUCUGACGAGGAUUUCUACGCUUUGUUGGAUGAGUUCAUGGAGGCUGCGAGUGAAGCAUGGCCGGAAGCCGUUAUACAAUUUGAGGACUUCAGCAACAACCAUUGUUUUGAUAUGCUUGAGCGGUACCAAAACAAGUAUCGAUGCUUCAAUGAUGAUAUUCAGGGAACUGGUGCUGUAAUUGCUGCAGGCUUCCUAAAUGCGAUCGAGGCAAGCGGCAUUCCUGCAGAGGAUCAUCGAAUAGUGUUUUUUGGCGCUGGUUCCGCUGCGACAGGUGUGGCCACCUGCAUUGUUGACUUGGUUGCCGCAAAGUACAAAAAGACGUUCGCAGAAGUGCAGAAUAACGUAUAUCUUCUUGAUACCAAGGGUGUCAUAACAACCACGCGUGGCGACAAGUUGGCACCACACAAGGUCCCGUGGGCCCGCACUGAUAUUUCAGCCGAGCAGAGCAAGUCGCUUUCCACAUUGGUGGAUGCUGUGAAGUUUGUAAAACCAACAGCGCUGAUCGGCCUUGGAGCCCAAGGUGGUGUUUUCACUGAGGAUAUUCUAAAGUUUAUGCGAUCAUACUGCGAGAAGCCUGUGAUUUUUGCACUUUCCAACCCCUCAAGCAAAGUGGAGGUUACUCCAGACAACGCCUUCAAGUGGACCGAUGGUAAGGCAAUUGUCGCAACUGGCAGUCCCUUCCCGCCCACAACUCUGAACGGCAAGAAAUAUGAGGCAUCCCAAGGUAACAAUUUGUAUGUUUUCCCCGGUAUUGGACUUGGUUGUGCCAUCGCGCAGCCGAAAAAUAUCCCACAGGAGGUACUCCAAACAGCGGCCGUCACCCUCAGUAAGUUAGUGGAUCGUAAUGUCAUGGCUUCUGAGGGAGCACUGUAUCCAUGUAUUGAUGAAGUGCGUGAAGUGUCGAAACAGGUGGCAGCUGCUGUGAUUGAAAAGUUGCAAGAGAUGGGUUUGGCAAAGGAGGGGUUGCCCACAAGCAAAGGGGAACGAUUGAAAUUGGUGGAGGAACGGAUGUGGACACCCAAAUAUCUUGAACCGGAAUAUUACCUGUCGAAGAAGCUGGAGUAA